Sycon ciliatum is the source of this 2223-nucleotide messenger RNA. RefSeq lists its product as uncharacterized. The transcript is spliced from 2 exons. The record is from RefSeq and is a predicted model, not a curated record. Bases 169 to 1896 code for a protein of 575 amino acids. Lineage: Eukaryota; Metazoa; Porifera; Calcarea; Leucosolenida; Sycettidae.
GUGCACUUUUCAAAAAAAUCACUUGAGUUGUGGAAAAAUAAUUCAUCCGGCCACUCAUGAAAAUUCUGACUGUCGACUGUCUCGAAAUCUCUGCAACAGUGUUACAUGUAUUUGCUUCAGUGUGAACUUUGAAGACGUGACAUGCAAUGACCGGCAUGAGUGGAUGUGAUGACGACAAUGUUGCGGGUUGUACGAGGCAAUUUCCUUAGAUCUGCUGUGUUCUUGCCAGGACGAUUUUCCUCCCAGUUCACCAAGUUCACUUCAGGUGAUCAAGCUGUGUCGGAUGUAGUAAGUCAUCUGAACGAGAUUCUUGAGGACCCGUCCAAGAAAUCAGACUUUGCUGGUGUGAACAGGGCCUUUGCGUACUGCUUCAAUAAAAGCAAUGUAGCCAAGCGCAACAAAGCUCUCAGUGCUGUCCAGCCGCUACUACCUCGUCUUAUUGCUGAGCGGCCUGCUGAGGAGAUUGCGGACCUUGUGAGCGGCUUGGUAACUGGCCACAGCACCACCUUUCAGCCGCGAGCAAACCUUGCUGGCAAAGCAUGUCACCAGCUGCUGUUGGCUGCGGAGGAGACUGGCAUGUCUCUUGCACCCAGUAUUGCUGCGUCACUCUUCUUGUCUAUGUCUAUUCUGCGUGGCAAGAAUAAUGUGCUGGAGGCAUUGCUGAAGCAUGCUCUGAUGAAUACUGACGAGCUCCGCACCCAGGAUGUUAUCAACUUACUGCGAGGUGCAAUGCUGUGGGAGGAUGUGCCGCGUGACUUAAAGAAGCGUAUCUCCCACAGGUCUGUUGUAAUGAAUGUCGAGGAGCUGAGUAAUGAGAGUGUUUCACAGCUCGCCGGGUGUAUGAUACGUCUGAAGAUCAACCCGCAACACUGGAUUGAAGGGCUGGAAGAUUUUGUCAGAGUGAAUGCUAUGCGUCUCAGUGAGACUGCUGAUGGUCUCGCUCUUCUCAGUAAGGUUGUGUUCACAAUCUGCAACAAUGCCGUGGCACUUCCAGAGGUGCUGGAAACAGUGAAUCAUGCUUUGAACACGCUAAAGUCAUCGUUGACUGGUAGCUCAGCGUGGGUGCAUUUGAUUUGGUGCUGCGCCUUGGAGGAUAUGUACCCUGUAAAGUCUCUCCAGACCUUGUUCAGUAUGGAUGCGGAAGAUCUACGCAGGCUGGCAGGUAACAAGACCGUGGUAAAGUUCUUGAAUGAUUUGCACUGGCUAUUCGUCGAUGGGAAAUUGGAAUCAUCCAUUGUGGGUGGCUUUCCCGAGGAACAGUAUACCAUCUUGUUGAACAACUUCAAUGCGAUUCAUCCACCACGGCGGUUUGUCGAAGACUGGCGCACCCGUUUCAAAGGUGCCCACUGCUGCCUAUUUGAUGUGCGUACAAGGGAGAACUAUACACUGGAUGUUGCUGUCCUGCGCAGUACGAUCGACUUUGACUUUUUGCGCUGGGAUGACCAUCAGCUGCACCCAGCUGAAGUGACGGCUCGCAAAAUGGAUCGCCGACGCUAUUGCUCAGCACAAGCUGUCCUAAUAUUAGAGUCUUCCUCUUUCAUCCAGCAGUCCUUCUUUCCGCUGGGAUGGGUUCGCAUGCAGAAGAAGGUGCUGGAAAGCGCUGGCUGGGAUGUAUCUGUUAUACCGAAAAUACUUCUCAAGCGCUCGGGUGCGGAUGGACCAACAGUGGCACUGAAGGACCGCCUGGAUGACAUUCAUGAGAACAAUGUCUUGCAUUGCCAUGGGCGCAAGAAAUCUGUAUACAUACCUCGUGAUACUGAGGAGAACUUCUUGGAGCCAAAGGUCCAUAAGCCCAGUGCUGCUAAAAUGCGCUAUAUGAAGCUCAUGGCAGCCAGGGCUCGGAAAUUGAACUCUCGUCAGCAAAUCACAUCCGGUCCAAAGGUUCGAGAGCCUUGAUCGCUACUGCUCCUCCAGCUUGAGACAUUUGGAUGUGCGUAUGGGUACGUGCAGGUUUGUGCGUGCGUAUGUGUGUGUGUGUGUGUGUGUGUGUGUGUGUGUGUGUGUGUGUGUGUGUGUGUGUGUGUGUGUUGACACGCACUUGCACGGGUGUGUUGACGUGCGUGCGUGAGCACUCAGUUGAAUGAGUGUAUCUGCUGGAACAAGUUUUUUUCUUCCUUCAAAAACUCCUUACGCUUCACGGUGCUACUCCACGAAUUGUAAUGUAUAUUUUCAUCUGAUAAAGAAAAACUUGAAAACUGAAUGAAGUUUCAGUAUGAGAUGUGA